Molecule: messenger RNA, 2913 nt
Organism: Rubroshorea leprosula
Lineage: Eukaryota; Viridiplantae; Streptophyta; Magnoliopsida; Malvales; Dipterocarpaceae
Source: the annotation of a GenBank genome assembly
AAAUUCGCAUCAUCGGCAGCAAUUGCAAGGCCCAUCAUCAAUAACCAUUUCUUUUUCAAUCUCAUUUGCUCAAACUUGUCUGCAAAAAAAUGGCAGAAGCACUUGUUUCCACUCUCUUAGAGCAGAUAACAACAAUCAUCUGUGAAGGAGCACUAGAGGAAGUGAGACUUCUGAAAGGGGUUAAGGAUGAUUUGAGAAAGCUCAAAUUCAAUCUCACAUCCAUCAAAGCUUUACUUGAAGAUGCUGAGCAAAAGCAAAUAUCAGACAAAACUGUCCAGUUAUGGUUAGAUCGGCUGCAAGAAGAGUCUCUUGACAUGGAGGAUGCUCUGGAUGAGUGGAGAACCGUACUUUUAUAUCGGCCAACUGAUGGAGCUGAAAAUGCUUCUUUUCUUCAGAGGAAGGUAUGCCUUUUCUUCCGAUGCUUUUCUUUUCGUCGUGUUUAUAGGUACCAUGGCAUUGCUCACAGCAUAAAAGGAAUUAAUGAGAGGUUAGAUGAGAUUGCUAAAGAUAGAGUAAGGUAUCAGUUAACAGAUAUGCCUAGUAGAUUGCCAAAACGAAAAGAAAGCACGAGUUUUAUUGAUGGGUCAAGCUUCUUCGGUAGGGAUGAGGUAAAGAAACAAAUAAUUGGCCACUUACUGCGUGGGACUAGCAAAGAAAGAGAGAGCUGUCAAACCAUCUCUAUAGUAGGGUUGGGAGGUAUUGGUAAGACUGCUCUUGCCCAGUUGAUCUACAAUGAUGAAGAAGUUAAACAACAUUUUACUAGCAGAAUCUGGGCAUAUGUUUCAAACGUUUUUGAUGAGAGUAAAGUCGCAACUGCGAUCAUUGUAGCACUUGAAGGCUUAGAUAAAGUAGCAGCCCUCCAAAUGGAGUCACUUCCAUCGAACGCUCUUUUAGAAAGAAUUUGCAAGUCCAUAGAAGGAAAGAAAUACCUCCUUAUCCUAGAUGAUGUAUGGACAGAAAAUGAUGAAGACUUUGGAGGAUUGAAUGUCACUUUCAAACGUGGUGCCGCAGGAAGUAGAAUUUUGGUGACUACUCGUAAGCAUACUGUUUCAAGAGUUAUGGGGAGUUCUCACACUAUUCAUUUAGAAACUUUGGGCCGAGACUUAUGCUGGUCCAUUCUUAAGAAAAUAGCACUAAGAGAAAGGGACCAAAAGACUUGUGAAGAUUUAACGCCAGUUGGGUUGAGAAUUGCGGACAAAUGCAAAGGUCUGCCACUUGUUGCAAAGACUCUGGGAGGUCAUUUACAGUUUAAAACUACUAGAAAAGAAUGGGAGGAUGUCUUGAAUAGUGAGUUAUGGGGGAUGGAUGUGGUACAUAAGGAUGUUUUUGUCCCUCUAUUGUUGAGUUAUUAUGAUCUACCAUCACCAGUAAAACAAUGCUUUAAGUAUUGUGCUUCCUUUACUAAAGACAAUCCUUCUUUUACUUGUCAUUUGAUUGCAGAGUGGAAGGCACAAGGUUACUUAGGCUUUAAUGAUGUUGAUGAUUCAUUCUGGGAACUGAAAGGCUUUGAGUACUUAAAGUGCUUAGAGGCUCGCUCUUUCCUCCAAGUUGAAGAUUUUCAUCCUUUCUAUGGUCAAUAUGCUAAGUAUAGGAUGCAUGAUUUGGUACAUGACUUUGCUCUUUUUUUAACAAAGGGUGAAUUUCUUGAAGAGGUGACCUCCAAAGGUGAUAAAAGCAUGAAGAUGAACUCAGAAAGAACUUGUCGGCAUUUGGCAGUAAUACUUGAAAGCGGCCUCAGUUUUCCUGAAUCCAUUUUUGAUGCAGAAAAAUUGCGAAGUCUCUAUAUUUCUGCUUGUAAGGGUGGUGUUAUCAGUGGUGGGGCCUUAUGUAAUUUGUUUACAAAAGCCCCUCGCUUAAGGGUAUUGACCAUAGAAUACCCUAAUUCAACUAUUCCAGAAGAAAUAGGGAACCUGUUGCAUUUAAGAUACCUUUGCUUGUAUUCUAAUCUUCAUCUAAAAAGGUUGCCUAAAGCACUUUGUACAUUACACAACCUGGAAUUUUUACAUCUGUACCGGUGUCUUAAUCUAGAAAGAUUGCCGAAUGAGAUGGGAAAUCUAGUCAACUUGAUGGUUCUUGAUACCACAGCAUGCUCCAAUUUAGCUUGCUACCCGAAGGGAGUUAGCAAAUUAACUCGUCUUACGCAAUUAUUAGGGCUCAUUGUGAGAGUUGAUCGUAACGAUCCUGAAGAGUUCAGCAUUGGAGAUCUUGCAAACUUGAAACAACUUGCUGUGCUUUCUAUGAAAAUGGUGGGAAAUACAAUCAACUUGGAGGAGUCAAAAAAGGUGAAGCUGCAAAAUUUGCAGGAGGUGAAAAUUCUGGUGAAUGAGGCUAUAGCGGACGCUGAUGAAGACACUAUACUUGAAUCCUUAAACAUGUCAUCUGUCCCUAGGUGCUGCUUUGAUACGGACUUCCAUUUGAUUGGUCGAUUCAGUACACCAAGAAAUGAAUAGUAUGUACCCUCUUCAAUUAAUUAACUCCAUUUUUGUCAAAUAUUAAAAAUAUUUAAAUUACUUCUUCAUAUAUGUAUACUAAUGAUAAGCAUUUUGUUAUUGUAGCCAAUACUGUGGCUUUUGAACAACUGGACCAUAGAGUAAUGGGAUGCGUCUUUCAAACGUGUUACUUUGGUGGUGAUCCAUGAUGAAAAGGUUGUUGGUGAUGAUGUGUGUGUGUGAAAGAAGAAAGGUGUAGGUGCUCCUUUUUACCUCUUUGAUACUUCCACCUCGGUGGACAUUGUGUGGUUUUUUUUGUUAAUUAUCUGGAUAAUUGUGUGCAGAUACUGCUUUUCUUUUUCUUUUUCUUUUCUUUUUUUUUUUUUUAACUUUGACCAUAUAGGGUUGAAUUUGGGUGUGCUGUAAUGUACUAUGGAUUUAGAAUUUUUUGUCUCUUGAUAUAUUAUAAAAAUAUAUAAAAUAU